Messenger RNA from Zeugodacus cucurbitae (melon fly), 958 nucleotides. RefSeq names its product antigen 5 like allergen Cul n 1. The transcript has 3 exons. NCBI's taxonomy places the organism in Eukaryota, Metazoa, Arthropoda, Insecta, Diptera, Tephritidae. The coding region runs from base 91 to 840 and encodes 249 amino acids. The record is from RefSeq and is a predicted model, not a curated record.
CUUCAAUAAUGCACACAGUCUAGCACUUAGCACUCUGCGAGGUGUAUCCGUUUUAUUAUUUUAACGAUAUUAUUUAUUGAAAAAAUUUUAAUGGAGUUGAGGCUAGUAUUUUUAGUUAUUUCUGUGUCGGUGCUUGAAAUCGUAUACGCGGUAGACUAUUGCGACCCAUCCCUUUGUGGUUCCAGCAAGCACAUCGCAUGCAAUAAUAAUGGGCGAUUCGCAGCGUCUUGUCGUAAUGCCGUCAUGCUGCCCUUAACGAAGAGAGAUAAGAGUUUUAUUGUCCGCCUGCACAAUAAUAAACGCAACUAUGUGGCGAGUGGUAGAUCGAAAUAUAACGCGGCAUGUCGCAUGGGCUCCAUGCAAUGGGACAAUGAAUUGGCCGCAAUGGCAGCGCUGAAUGUCAAACAGUGUCAAAUGAAACAUGAUGCUUGCCGUAAUACGCCGAGAUUCCAACAUUCUGGACAGAAUUUGGCUUGGGGCAGUUGCCCUAACAACCCGAGUGUACGGAAACUGUUCCGACAAUUCAACAAUUUGUGGUACAGUGAAGGGCGCUACGCGAAUACGACGAUCAUCGAUAAAUAUCCGGAUAAUUAUAUUGGACCCGCCAUUGGUCAUUUUACAGUUAUGGUUGGUGAAGCAAACACUCGCGUGGGUUGCGCCUUCAGCACUUACUCCGUGCCGGGUCAACCAUAUAAGGGGUGUCUCUUGGCCUGCAACUAUGCAACCACCAACUUGAUCGGUGCCCCGAUGUAUAAGUCGUGUGCAGUUGGAGCGUCAGGUUGCAAGACGGGCAAAAAUAGGAUCCUUCCUUUCCUAUGUUCGAGAGCCGAAGUUUAUUAAUUAUUGAUAUAUGCAUAUAUGUGGCGACAAGUGUGGUGUUUGUGUUUAUAAACUUGAUUUGAUUAUGAUAAAUAUAUGUAUGUAUAUUUUAAUUAGGUACUUAUUUACCCGGAAGCAU